Symbiodinium sp. CCMP2592 is the source of this 873-nucleotide messenger RNA. NCBI's taxonomy places the organism in Eukaryota, Dinophyceae, Suessiales, Symbiodiniaceae. The record is from the annotation of a GenBank genome assembly.
AUGAGCAAUGCAUGUCAUCUGGCUGCCGCCCAAGAGCUGUUGGCAUUUGGCACUGCCACAGCACUGCUCAGUCAACUGACCUGGGCCUCCGCAAACUUCGUUCAAGCCCACACAGUGCUGCUGCUCUACACAUCUCAUCUGGCUGCCACCAAGCAGUGGCUGGCAAUUUGCGUUGCCACAACACUGCUGCGUCAACUGGCCUGGGCCGCCGCAAACUUCGUUCACGGCCACGCAGCUUUGUUGCUCCACGCACUUCAUCUCACUGCCGCCGAGAAGUCGCUCACACUUGGCAUUGCCACAACACUGUGCGGUCAACUGGCCGGGGCCUCCACAGGCCUCGUUCGUGGCCACGCAGCUUUGUUUUUGAAUGCACUGCAUCUCGCUGCCGCCAAGAAGUCUCUCGCACUUUGCGGUGCCGCAGCACUGCUGAGCCUGCUGAGAUGGGCCUCCGCAAACGCCCUGCUCAGGUACGCACUGCCAUUGACGAAAAGAGCCUCGGAGUGCAGCAGCCGAGGCCGCUGGCUUCGUCGUCGUGUUCUGAGCUGUGACGACGGCCAGGCAGCACGCAAUCAUCAGCUGACGAGCCAUUUGUGCAAAACCGGUGAGGUGCGACCAGGGAAGUCACGUGAAGCGCGGGCAGGAGGCUAUUUUGCUUGUACCUGUGAGCCCGAGCUGCGGACGGAGGUCACAGUCCCUUCUCUUGUGCAUCCCAUAUCCCUCGCCGCGGAGCAAAAGCAUCCGGUACCUCAUCGUUUGUGCAGCUCGCGAGGCGCAGCUGCCGUCUUCAGCCUCGAGCUCCAUUACCCAGAGCAUCACAGAGCCUGCCUAAUCAAGAUCAUGCAACCUGCAAUGGAAGUCAGCCUUGUAAUCUAG